Messenger RNA from Galeopterus variegatus (Sunda flying lemur), 3242 nucleotides. It is a transcript of the gene ZNF341, whose product is annotated as zinc finger protein 341. The record is from RefSeq and is a predicted model, not a curated record. The transcript has 14 exons. Gene Ontology annotation, cellular component: nucleus. Bases 1 to 2532 code for a protein of 843 amino acids. NCBI's taxonomy places the organism in Eukaryota, Metazoa, Chordata, Mammalia, Dermoptera, Cynocephalidae. Gene Ontology annotation, molecular function: RNA polymerase II transcription regulatory region sequence-specific DNA binding; DNA-binding transcription factor activity, RNA polymerase II-specific. Gene Ontology annotation, biological process: regulation of transcription by RNA polymerase II.
AUGGACAAUCAGACUGUUCUGGCCGUCCAGUCAUUGUUGGAUGGCCAAGGAGCAGUCCCAGAUCCAACAGGCCAGAGUGUCAGUGCACCCCCUGCCAUCCAGCCAUUGGAUGAUGAAGAUGUCUUUCUCUGCGGGAAGUGUAAGAAGCAGUUCAACUCCCUGCCGGUGUUUAUGACCCACAAGAGGGAGCAGUGCCAGGGGAGUGCCCCCACCCUGGCCACAGUCUCACUGGCUACCAACAGCAUCUACACACCUUCAGCAGCACCUGCAGCGGUCCAGCAGGCCCCACCUCCUGCCAAUCGCCAGAUCUCCACAUACAUCACAGUGCCCCCGUCCCCGCUGAUCCAAACCCUGGUACAGGGGAACAUCUUGGUAAGCGAUGACGUGCUCAUGUCUGCCAUGUCAGCCUUCACAUCCCUGGACCAGCCCAUGCCCCAAGGGCCCCCACCUGUGCAGAGCAGCCUGAACAUGCAUUCUGUGCCCAGCUACCUCACCCAGCCUCCACCACCUCCUCCACCUCCUCCACCACCCACCCCCCCCCCAGCCCCCCACCCCCCGCCUCCCCCACCCCAGAGUCUGGGCCCCCCUGGGCGUCCCAACCCUGGUGGAAAUGGCGUGGUGGAGGUGUACAGUGCCACUGCGCCCCUGGCUGGGAGUGGAACGGUGGAGAUCCAGGCACUGGGAAUGCAGCCCUAUCCACCCCUGGAGGUGCCAAACCAGUGUGUGGAGGCUCCGGUGUACCCCACCCCCCCAGUGUAUAGCCCUGGCAAACAGGGAUUCAAACCAAAAGGACCAAACCCCGCUGCCCCCAUGACGAGUCCCACUGGUGGCACGGUGGCCACCUUUGACUCCCCACCAACACUGAAGACCCGACGGGCUAAAGGUGCCAGUGGACUUCCGGAAGCUGCAGGAAAGCCAAAGGCUCAGAAACUCAAGUGUUCAUACUGUGACAAAUCAUUCACCAAAAACUUUGACCUGCAGCAGCAUAUCCGAAGCCACACCGGUGAGAAGCCCUUCCAGUGCAUUGCAUGUGGCCGUGCCUUUGCCCAGAAGUCUAAUGUCAAGAAACACAUGCAGACCCACAAGGUGUGGCCUCCAGGACGCAGUGGUAGCACCGUUUCUCGCAACUCUGUGACAGUACAGGUCAUGGCUCUGAACCCCAGCAGGGAGGAUGAUGAGGAAAACACAGGGUUGGGCCAGACCCUGGCGAGUACACCUCAGGCCCAGGCCUUGCCUUCGGCCAGCAAGGACGAGGGGGAUAAGCUGGAGACCAAGCAGGUGGUCCUCAUCGAUAGCUCCUACCUGUGCCAGUUCUGUCCCAACAAGUUCAGCACGUACUUCCAGCUCAAGUCCCACAUGACCCAGCAUAAGAAUGAGCAGGUGUACAAGUGCGUUGUCAAAAGCUGUGCUCAGACGUUCCCAAAGCUUGACACAUUUCUGGAGCACAUCAAGAGCCACCAGGAAGAGCUGAGCUACCGGUGCCACCUCUGUGGCAAGGACUUCCCCUCGUUGUACGACCUGGGCGUGCACCAGUACUCCCAUAGCCUCCUGCCGCAGCACAGCCCCAAGAAGGACAACACCGUCUACAAGUGUGUCAAAUGUGUCAACAAGUACUCCACCCCCGAGGCCCUGGAGCACCACCUGCAGACUGCCACGCACAACUUCCCCUGCCCGCACUGCCAGAAGGUGUUCCCUUGUGAACGCUACCUGCGGCGUCACCUGCCCACCCAUGGCAGUGGGGGCAGGUUCAAGUGCCAGGUGUGCAAGAAGUUCUUCCGGCGGGAGCACUACCUCAAACUGCACGCCCACAUCCACUCAGGUGAGAAGCCCUACAAAUGCUCAGUGUGCGAGUCUGCAUUCAACCGCAAGGACAAACUGAAGAGACACAUGUUGAUCCAUGAGCCCUUCAAGAAAUACAAAUGCCCCUUCUCGACACACACGGGCUGCAGUAAGGAGUUCAAUCGGCCGGACAAGCUGAAGGCUCACAUCCUCUCCCACUCUGGCAUGAAGCUCCACAAAUGUGCCCUGUGCAGCAAGUCCUUCAGCCGCCGCGCCCACCUCGCCGAGCACCAGCGUGCCCACACGGGCAACUACAAGUUCCGCUGUGCUGGUUGUGCCAAGGGCUUUUCCCGCCACAAAUACCUCAAGGAUCACCGCUGCCGCCUCGGUCCCCAAAAGGACAAGGACCUGCAAACCCGGCGCCCCCCCCGGAGGAGGGCAGCCCCCCGCAGUGGCAGCAGUGGUGGGCACAAGGUGGUGACCCCCCUGUCCGACCCGCUGGGGCUGGAGGAGUUGAAGGACUCAGGGGCUGGGCCAGUGGCCGAGGCCGCCCCAAGCAAGCCACCCUUUGCGGAGCCCGAUGCUGUGCUGUCCAUCGUGGUGGGUGGCUCGGUGGGUGGGGAGCCUGAGCUGGUGGUGCCUGGGCAUGCCGAGGCACUGGGCUCCAACCUAGCAUUGGCAGAGCUGCAGGCUGGGGCCGAGGGCCCUUGUGCCAUGCUCGCCGUGCCUGUCUACAUCCAGGCCUCAGAGUGAUGGCCUGUGGCAUUUGCUGCAAGGACCAGCCUGGUGCUCAUCUUUGGGUCUGGAGCCUCUGGGGGCAGACUAGACAUCCUUCCCAGUGGAAGAGAGCCAUUGGUAGAAAUCCUUUUGAAUGUCAUUUAAAAACCCCAGCCUGUGGCUGCCUUCCUGUGACCCCUAUCCUGCUGGAAAGCCCUGUAACAUUCUAGGAUCUGGGGCAGGGUUGCCUACGGCUUCUGGGCAGAGUGAUGGCAAGAGAGAUGGCUGGAGCUUGAACAGUCCAGCAUCUGGCUGGGCUAGGCUGGGGGUUGGAUCCGCACCAUCCUCCUGCCUACCCCCACUCGGCCACCUCAGGGUAGCCUCUCGUCAAGCUUCUCUUCAGGAAGCUUGACAUGGUCAGAGUCCUUAUCUAUGGACCUUUUCACAUACAGUACCUCACAGUGUCCUCAGACAACACUGUGAUGUAGGCAUUUAGGAGGCACUCAGUGUUGUGGUUAGAGUGCAAUUAUGAGCCAGAUCUGGCUUCAAACCCAAGAGUUGCCAUGCACUUGCUGUGUGACCUUGGGCAAGUCAUGUCACGUCUCUGAGCCUGUGUUCCUCGAGUCUACAAUGGGACUUACAAUAGUACUACCUCAUAGGGUUGACAUGGGGAUCCAGUAUGAGGGAAAGGUGCAAAGAACUCGGCAUGGUGCCUGGGGCUCAGAAAGUGCUCAGUCAAUGUUUUU